AUUUGUGAUUGACAUAAAUGGGGAUGUUCCCUUAGGCGCGCCCUGUAUCAUCAAAGAAGCCAAGCCCCAGGUCGCUCAUUUCUCCGCCUGUUUACAUGCGAUGGAAAGAAGAUGUGUUUAAGUUUCCCAUAGUCUUACACUGGAAAUUGAUGCUCCCGGAAAGGAAGCCGUAUGUUCCAGACGUAGCAGGUUUCUUUCGGAAUUCACACGUUGGGAGUCUGGCGCUCUCCCCUAAAUGGUACUUUCGUUGUCUUUUUGUUCAAGACAGCAAGCUUCUUCCAGAAUCAGAACCACCUGCCAGCCUCCCUUGAUAAACAGCCCACCAGCUCUCGUGGUAGAUCAGAUGUUUAAUAAUUAGCAUAACUCACUGUUUAUCUAACUGGCAACUAUCGCUGCACUGGAAUAAUAUUUUAACUGCAGGGGAAGCCUGACGGAUCGCCCCCAAGCAAAACCCAUUGGCUGGGAAUGGCCAACGGAGCUGCCCAUUCUCAGAGGAGAGGGCCGCUCCAUCCUGGCUGGCAGAUCUCUGUGUCUGAGAUGCCAUCGUCAGAUGCUGCCCCAAAGACCUAAGGAAAUGCGCCCAGGAGACGUGUGUGUUCCCAGUCCUUUCAACUGAGGCUCAAUGGCCCAGCAAAGCACGAAAGUGAGGCCUGUGCUUCUGAAGCGUAACAGCUUAGAGUCGGUGGAGCUCGUGGCGCAACCUCACCACCGCAGGAGCAAGUCUCAGCAGGUGCGAUUUAAGGAGGAUGGCCCCAGUAAGACCCCACCUGGCCUCGCUGAGGCUGACGUCCAGGCCUCCGAGGACCCCGCCGUAAUGGGCAAGACUCAGGCCGCCGGGCACCAUCACCUCCCCACCUACUCGCUCUCUUUCCCGAGGUCCCAGAAGGCAGGGGGCUCUCGGAACAUUGCCAUCCAAACCUCCCCCAGUCUCAGGAAGCAUUUCCCAGUUUUCAAGAGGAAGAGGCUCACAGCCAGCAAGUCCCUGGUGGAAAUGCCGACAGCUCCCCAAAGUGCCAUCCAGGUCAACGGCAACCUCUCUGAACAGGACAUUGUGUCCUCUGAUCUUGCCUGCUUAAGGCUGGCUCCGCAUCUUGAGGAUGGGCCUCGGAGGGUCAAGGUGUCCCACUCGUUUCUCCCCAGAAUGUCCAAGGUGCAAAGCAAUGGGCCUGUGAACAUAUGCUUGGAAGCAGGGACCUGGAGGGCCUCGGAGAAAGCGACAGCCGCCAUUCAGGUCCCAGAUGAUAUUUAUCACAGUCCCACCUGGGCAGGCAGAGAGUCCACUUUCAGCCCAGACAGGUCUGCUGAGGUUAGCAACUCCAUACCCGCUCUGGAUGACACGUGUCCAGGUGAUGGGAGAAGAGUGUGGCCAUCAGAUUCAGAAAGAUCCCCUUCCUGCUUAUAUGCCACCAGCGGUGCCAACCACAUGCCCGGCACAGGGAAACUUAAACCCGAAUUGCUUUUGCCCAAAGACAACCCCGAUGACAAAGACCCUGGCCCGUUGUCGUCUCGGUCCCAUCCACGGACUCAGAGCUCCCCUCCGCCAGGCUCCCACAGCCAGCCAGCCCAGCCAGGGGGAGCUUCAGACUGUUCUCCAUCCAGUAACAAUCACCUGGAUCUGCAGCCACUCAAAACUACCAGUGAGUCAAAGUCUGCCCCUGUGUGUCAGGAGCAGAUGGCGAAGAACCCCAUCCAGUCCGACGACCAGGAGUUUCAAAACUGUUCAGGAAGUGGUCACCUCCCGUCCUCUCUUCCAAGGAGGGAGACCAAACAUCAGAGCAACAGGGAGACUGGUGGGACUGAUCAGAUUCACCUGGCACAGGGUGAGCUCUGCGACCUCCAGGGCAGGCUGCAAUCCGUGGAGGAAUCUCUGCACUCGAACCAAGAGAAAAUUAAAGUCCUUCUGAAUGUAAUUCAAGACUUGGAGAAAGCUAGAGCUCUCACAGAAGGGCGCAACUUUUAUCGAACUGGCCAAGAUCUCAACAAUUGCAGCACCUGCCAGAACACAGCGUGCAUCAUCUACAGUGUAGAAUAUGACUUCCGGCAGCAGGAAGGCAGGUUCCACGAAGUUCUACAGAGUCUGGAGGAAGCAGAGCCAGUUGAGGAGGCAUCUCCCCCACCAAAGUCCCCAACAGAGCCCCCGGUCCCCGAGAAACAGGACUUAAGGCGGAAAACCAAGAAGGUGAAGAAGAAAUGCUUCUGGUGGAUCUGAGCUUGCGGGGACCACUCCCUCUGCGCUCCCUCCGCGAAGUGGCCACAUCACUGCCCUCAGGCUUCUCUGUUUCUUAGCAAAGGCCCCAGGCUCUGAGCCACUCGACCUGCGAAACCACUACAACGGG
Vicugna pacos (alpaca) is the source of this 2336-nucleotide messenger RNA. It is a transcript of the gene INSYN2B, whose product is annotated as inhibitory synaptic factor family member 2B. The record is from RefSeq and is a predicted model, not a curated record. NCBI's taxonomy places the organism in Eukaryota, Metazoa, Chordata, Mammalia, Artiodactyla, Camelidae.